Messenger RNA from Arachis stenosperma, 1580 nucleotides. Its product is annotated as protein trichome birefringence-like 13. The record is from RefSeq and is a predicted model, not a curated record. The coding region runs from base 82 to 1326 and encodes 414 amino acids. Gene Ontology annotation, molecular function: O-acetyltransferase activity. Gene Ontology annotation, cellular component: Golgi apparatus. NCBI's taxonomy places the organism in Eukaryota, Viridiplantae, Streptophyta, Magnoliopsida, Fabales, Fabaceae. The transcript has 6 exons.
AAGAAAUGUGUUAGAAGUUAGAACUUAGAAGAAUGUAGAGAGUUAAAAACGUGCUAUUGUUAGCGGCGACUGCACCUGUCCAUGAAAUAUGCCAUGGCCACAACUACAAGGGAACCACCCAACGCUAAGAAAAUCCCUCUCUUCCCUCUUCUCUCCCUUCUCUGCUUCACCUCCAUCUUCCUCAUCCUCUCCCAGUUCAGGAACACUUCCUCCACCCCUUCCACCUCCCGCUCCUCUUCUCUCCGCACCUUCCAAAUCCAUUCUUCUUCAUGCGACUACACUGAUGGCACAUGGAUCCACGAUGCGCCCGGAAAACCCAGGUAUGAUAACACCUGCAAGGAGAUCUUUAAGGGUUGGAAUUGCAUCUCCGCCAACAAAUCCAACGCUCAACAACUCGCCACGUGGCGCUGGAAGCCUCACCGCUGCGAUCUCCCCCAGUUCGACCCACUUGCGUUCCUCGAAAACCACAGACACGUCAGCAUUGGGUUUGUUGGGGACUCGUUGAAUAGGAACAUGUUUGUGUCGCUCUUCUGCACUCUCAAGAGCGUCUCCAGUGGGCAAGUGAAGAAGUGGCGUCCCGUUGGCGCUGACCGCGGAUUCACCUUUCUCAGCCACAAUCUCACCAUUGCCUAUCACCGGACCAAUCUCCUCGCACGUUAUGGUAGAUGGUCAGCAAAUCAAAAUGGCGGUGCCUUGGAAUCUCUUGGAUUUAAAGAGGGAUAUAGAGUUGAUGUUGAUGUUCCAGAAAGCACGUGGGCACAAGCUCCAAGUUUCCAUGAUAUUCUAAUUUUCAACACUGGUCACUGGUGGUGGGCCCCUUCAAAAUUUGAUCCCGUGAAAUCACCUAUGCUAUUUUUCAAGAAGGGUCAGCCAGUACUCCCUCCUUUACCUCCUGAUCAAGGCCUGGAUAUGGCUUUGGAGCACAUGAUCGCAUAUGUCGAGGAGAGGGCACGACCAGGUGCGGUCAAAUUUUUCCGCACUCAAUCUCCGAGACAUUUUGAAGGGGGAGAUUGGGAUCAGGGUGGUAGCUGCCAAAGGGAUAAACCAUUAUCAACAGAGCAGGUAGAAGAAGUCUUCUCUGUGAAGAAUAAUGGGACAAACGUGGAGGUUAGAUUGGUCAAUGGACACCUCUAUAAGGCUCUCAAGGGAUCUACAUUCAUUGUUUUAGACAUCACUCACUUGAGUGAGUUCAGGGCUGAUGCCCACCCAGCCGCGGCUGGAGGGAAAAAACACGACGAUUGCAUGCACUGGUGCUUACCAGGACUCACAGAUACUUGGAAUGACUUGUUCGUAACACAUCUGAAUAGUGUCAAGGGUAGAAGUUGAUGAACUCCAUAGUAAUAUUCAUUAGGAAAAAUUAUGAUGAACGAAUUUUGGUUGUUGACCUGUUUGAGAUGAGUCUAAUCGUAUGAGUUAUAUUCUUCCACUUGUUCAUUUGAAAAUUAAUGAGAUAAAAUAGUUCCAAGUAAAAAUCUUGUGCUCCAUUUUACUAUCCUUCCAUGUUAUCCGUGUAUUUGGAUCUUUUUAUCUCAUUUCAACUGUUUUUUGUGGCUAAUUAAUAUUAUAUUUCAAAUUACUCA